Bradysia coprophila is the source of this 2131-nucleotide messenger RNA. RefSeq names its product protein TAPT1 homolog. Gene Ontology annotation, biological process: positive regulation of cilium assembly. Gene Ontology annotation, cellular component: ciliary basal body; endoplasmic reticulum membrane. The record is from RefSeq and is a predicted model, not a curated record. NCBI's taxonomy places the organism in Eukaryota, Metazoa, Arthropoda, Insecta, Diptera, Sciaridae.
UUUUUACUGUCAACACUGACAAAUAUUGACUGUAAAUAAUGAUUCGUAAAGAAAAAGAUGUUUUCACAACUCCUCCGAUAAAAAAGCUGAGAUUUCGGAGUGAUAUCAAUUUUGAUAAUCGCAUCGAAGACUUAUUCGAAGAUGCUGACAAACGGAAGAGCCGGAUCGGAGAUGUCAACGGUGAGGAUGCCAUUCAAAAAGAGAAACCUGAAGCUCAACAGAAAUCGUUUUUCGAUUUUAUCAAAAUCGAAUUAACACGUGGCUAUGUGCUGGAACACGAUGAAGAGAGGUACUCGGCGAGGAGAGAAAAGAUCUACAAUUUUAUGACAAUUCCGAGGGAAUUGGAAAAGUUUAUGAUCUACGGUGUGUUGCAGUGCGUUGAUUCGUUCCUGUACAUUCACACCUUCCUACCGAUACGAUACUUGUUGGCCCUGUGGGGUGUUGUUUGGCGUCCAAUAGCUACAUGUUUCGGUUUAAGGCGACGUGGUCAACGCUUCCUUGCACCAGCUGAAAUAUGCGAUCUCUUGAAGGGAACGAUCUGGAUCUUAUGCACAUGGUUGAUCAUCAUGAUCGACACGAACCGUAUCUACCACAUCAUCAAGAGCCAGUCUGUGAUAAAAUUGUACAUUUUCUAUAACAUGUUAGAGGUCGGAGACAGACUUUUAUCGGCCUUCGGUCAGGAUUCCAUAGAUGCCUUAUUUUGGACGGCCACCGAACCGAAAGAUCGGAAGCGAGCUCAUUUCGGUGUGUUUUGGCAUGUGUUCCUCGCGUUGAUUUACAUUAUUCUUCACAGCAGCUUGAUCAUGUUCCAGGCCACCACCGUAAACGUUGCAAUUAAUUCGAACAACAAAGGUCUGCUGGCGAUUAUGAUGUCCAACAAUUUUGUGGAGUUGAAGGGUAGCGUUUUCAAGAAAUUCGACAAAAACAAUCUGUUCCAGUUGACCUGCAGUGAUGUUCGGGAACGUGUACAUUUAACUGUUUUGCUGUUUGUGGUCGUCAUUCAAACGAUGAAAGAAUUCAAUUGGAAAAGUGAACAAUUUUUCGUUCUCCUGCCCGACUGUAUCAUCGUGCUGGUGGUGGAAGUACUUAUUGACUGGAUUAAGCACGCGUUCAUAACACGCUUCAAUGAGAUCCCAGCGGACGUUUACACUGAAUAUACCAUAAGUUUAGCGUACGACAUGACGCAGACUCGACAAAAGCAUGCGUUUUCCGAUCAUUCAGAUUUGGUGGCACGUCGAAUGGGUUUCAUUCCGUUUCCAUUGGGUGUGGUGUUGAUAAAGGCCUUAUACACAGCUGUAUCGUUUGACAAUGCAGCCUCAAUCAUCUUAUUAGUGAUUGCUUAUCUCACUCUGGUCAGCUGUCGCAUAUUGAAUACCAUUUGUGCUCUGGGCAAAGCCUGCGAUCUGAUGCAGAAGCAUCAAGAUGAAAAAAAUCAGAAUUCAUCAACACCAACCGGUCCAACAAAUGCCAGUAGUCAUUUGAACGGUAUUAGCGCAUUGUCGCCGACGCCUGCCAAAAAUCAACAACGACCACAUAAUUACAGCGUUACCACAGAUACGGCAACAUCGCCCAUUCACUCGUUUCAACCGUUGCAGCGAUCCCGUACUGUGGACAUCGUCGUCAACGAUUCAAAGACUAAUUUGCAUACCAGUUCGUUGCUUAAUGAUCCCAGUUUCGGUGCCACAGCACUAUUUUCGAACAGCGACGUUGACCUGGACGACAUUUGUUUGAAUGAAAAAGUGCUGAACAUAACUCAGGACGAUGUGUUCGAAGAAAUGCCAUUGGCCAGGAGUGUACCGGAUUUACAGCAGCAAGAUGGUGGUGAUAGUGAUGGAGUUGAAGUGGUUACAGGUAGACGGACGCACAAACGAUCAGAAUCGGAUCCAUUCAUUCAGAGUGCUCAUAUGGAAGGUGGGACGGAACGAGCGUGAAAAUUAAAAUUUAGACUGAUAAUGGCAUCGCUUCGAUAAUUGCAAAGCUGAAGUGUCUCAGACUUUUUUUUGCAUUAAUUUUUUCGCAUUUUUUCCUUUUUGUUUUGGCUUUGUUGUGUUGUGAAGGAAUUUGUGUUUUUUUUAGUUUAAUUCAAUUGUUGGAACGAUGAGAAACAUUAAAAGCGAUUAAGUUGAUGGCG